AUGUCCAAUUUGGAACAAUAUGACAUAGACUUUUACCAGUCGAAUUAUUCUAUUGAUAAUCAGGAACAGAGCUAUAAUGCAUCUAAUGCCUAUGGAAUGCUGAAGAUGUCAAGAAAACCGCAAGCCAGUGAGCAGCCCCAGUCUGCCUCUCUUGUUCCUCCGGAGAUGCUCCUGCCCUCAGGAUAUGCAGGACAAGUUUUUCAGCCAGCGUCUAAUUCGGAUUAUUAUUCACAAUGUCCUCCCAUUGACAGUUUUGAUGAAGAGCUUCCUUUGCUAGAAGAUAAGUUAAGGCAGUAACUUGGAAUAAAUUUUGAUCACAUAUGGCAAAAAACCUUGACAGUGUUAAACCCAAUGAAGCCAGCAGAUGGCGGCAUCAUGAAUGAAACAGACCUCGCAGGGCCCAUCCUCUUUUGUGUGGCCUUGGGAGCUACGCUGCUUCUGGCGGGAAAAGUUCAGUUCGGUUACGUGUACGGCAUGAGUGGCAUUGGCUGCCUUGGGAUCCACGCCCUACUGAACUUGAUGAGCUCUGCAGGGGUGUCCUAUGGCUGUGUGGCCAGCGUGCUGGGUUACUGCCUACUCCCCAUGGUCAUCCUGUCCAGCUGUGCCAUCUUCUUUUCCCUGCAGGGUGCCUUGGGAACCACGUCAGCUCUGCUCAUCAUCGGAUGGUGUAGUUUCUCAGCGUCCAAGAUCUUCAUUUCGGCUUUGGACAUGGAUGGACAACAGCUUCUCGUUGCCUACCCCUGUGCCUUACUCUAUGGGCUUUUUGCUCUCCUAACAGUUUUCUAA
Messenger RNA from Jaculus jaculus (lesser Egyptian jerboa), 786 nucleotides. It is a transcript of the gene Yipf7, whose product is annotated as Yip1 domain family member 7. Gene Ontology annotation, biological process: vesicle fusion with Golgi apparatus; endoplasmic reticulum to Golgi vesicle-mediated transport. The transcript has 6 exons. Gene Ontology annotation, cellular component: trans-Golgi network; membrane. The record is from RefSeq and is a predicted model, not a curated record. Lineage: Eukaryota; Metazoa; Chordata; Mammalia; Rodentia; Dipodidae.